Messenger RNA from Adineta ricciae, 1257 nucleotides. NCBI's taxonomy places the organism in Eukaryota, Metazoa, Rotifera, Eurotatoria, Adinetida, Adinetidae. The record is from the annotation of a GenBank genome assembly.
AUGAAUGAAGACUCGAUCACAGCUGAGCCAGCGACAAUACCAAAACAAAAUAUCAUAUGGACAAAACGAUUAUCUGCUAAACAUCGUUUUCUCAAAUCAAAAUGUCGUCGAAACUCGGAUAGUAAUAUCUUUCGUGAAGUCUUAAGAAAUCGUGCGGAUAGUAUCAUAACAGUCAAAUCUCCCAAUCAUCUCUAUCGUUUAGCAGAAACGAAUCGAAAUGAUGCAGAAAGUACGAUAAUUACGAUAAACAUCAGUGGCGCUCGUUAUCAAACAUAUCUAUCAACUGUCGAACGUUUUCCUGACACACUUCUCGGAAAUAAAUACAAACGAAUGUAUUAUUGGAAUGCUGAGGAAAAUGAAUAUUUCUUCGAUCGUCAUCGGACAUGUUUCGAAUCGGUACUUUAUUAUUAUCAAUCGAACGGACGUCUUCGCCGACCAGAUUAUGUUCCAUUGGAUACAUUUCUUGAGGAGAUUUCAUUUUUUCAAUUGGGAGCACAAGCGAUCGCUCAAACAAAUCGGUUGGAGAACAUUGCGAUCGUUCGACCAGUUUCUUUACCGAAAUGGUUCUGGCGACAAUGCAUUUGGUUCUAUUUAGAAUAUCCUCAACAUUCGCUUUUUGCACGUAUUCUUCACGGUAUUUCAAUGUGUUUGACUGUCAUAUCGUGUUUGUCUUUAGCAACAGAAACUCUACCGGAAUUCGAUGAAAAAUGGGAUAAUAUUUGUCGAAUUCGAGCGAAUGUGUCACUUUCAUCGUCGUAUGUGCCAAGAUGUUCAGCACUUUUUAUUUCACCGUUUUUCAUUAUCGAAACAAUUUGUGUUUCUUAUUUUACCAUUGAAUUUCUUCUGAGAUUUAUCAGCACACCAUCCUAUUAUCGAUUUAUUACUUCAUUACUCAAUUGGACGGAUUUAGCUGCGAUUGUACCUUAUUACGUCUUUUUAUGUGUUCAAUUAACUGAUCGAAAGAUCGAUCUGAAUGCGAGUACAUUUAUAAUUCUUCGUUUAUUGCGACUAUUUCGAUUUUUACGUGUUUUUAAAAUCUAUUUGAUCUUUCAUCGACUUAAAUCAUUACGAGUAUUGAGUGCGACUUUGAAAGAAUCAUUUAUGGAUUUUACGAUUAUGAUCGUCGCAUUAACAUUAGUUGCAUUCCUGUUCGGUGCAGCGACUUAUUUCGCGGAAAAGGAUACCGAUAGGGAAUCAUUCGAUUCAAUUUUCAGUGCAACUUAUUGGGCAAUAUUAACAAUAACAUCUGUUGGGUAA